CGUGCUGCACAGAGCGCCGCGGCUCCGCCGCGCCUUUAAACCGCGGGGCCGGCCGCGCUCGCGGGCACUCGGCGGCUGGCGGCGAGCGUGCCGCGGCUGUGUAGCGGCGCGGCGACUCUCUUCCUCACCCCCCCGCCCUUCGGCUCCUUAGCGGGAGCGCCGGCCAGGGAGCCCGAGCCGCGCCGUCCGCAGCGUCCACCCGCCCGCUCCGCAGGUCCCCGAGCGUCGGGCGGCGAUGGAGCCCGGGCCCGCGGCGCCCUCGUCUGGCGCCCCGCGGCCCGCCCGCGAUGGGGACGCACCGCUGGCCGCCGCCGCCGGGGUGGACCUGCCUGGCACUGCUGUGCCCUCCGGUGGAGAGGAUGCUACGGCUGCGAGCCAGGCCGGCGGUGGGGUGCGCGGAGAGGGAACCGCAGCGGCGGGCGAUGGGCUGGGCAGACCUCUGGGGCCCACGCCCAGCCAGAGCCGCUUCCAGGUGGACCCGGUUUCCGAGAACGCCGGGCGGGCUGCGGCGGCCGCUGCGGCUGCGGCUGCGGCCGGGGCGGCUGGCAAGGAGACCCCCGCGGCGGGGAAAGCCGGCGCUGAGAGCGGCGUGGCCAAGGGCAGCGAGGAAGCCAAGGGCCGCUUCCGCGUGAACUUCGUGGACCCGGCUGCCUCCUCGUCGGCGGACGACAGCCUGUCGGAUGCGGCGGGGGUCGGUGGCGACGGGCCCAACGUGAGCUUCCAGAACGGCGGGGACACGGUGCUGAGCGAGGGCAGCAGCCUGCACUCGGGUGGUGGCAGUGGGCACCACCAGCAGUACUACUAUGACACCCACACCAACACCUACUACCUGCGCACCUUCGGCCACAACACCAUGGACGCGGUGCCCAGGAUCGAUCACUACCGACACACGGCCGCGCAGCUGGGCGAGAAGCUGCUCCGGCCCAGCCUGGCAGAGCUCCACGAUGAGCUGGAAAAGGAACCUUUUGAGGAUGGCUUUGCAAAUGGAGAAGAAAGUACUCCAACCAGAGAUGCUGUGGUCACAUAUACAGCUGAGAGUAAAGGAGUUAUAAAGUUCGGCUGGAUCAAGGGUGUAUUAGUGCGCUGUAUGUUAAACAUUUGGGGUGUGAUGCUCUUUAUUAGAUUGUCCUGGAUUGUGGGUCAAGCUGGAAUAGGUCUCUCUGUCGUUGUAAUAGCAAUGGCUACCGUUGUGACAACUAUCACAGGAUUGUCUACUUCAGCAAUAGCUACCAAUGGGUUUGUGAGAGGAGGAGGAGCAUACUAUUUAAUCUCUAGAAGUCUAGGGCCGGAAUUUGGUGGUGCAAUUGGCCUGAUCUUUGCUUUUGCCAAUGCCGUGGCAGUGGCCAUGUAUGUUGUUGGAUUUGCAGAGACUGUGGUGGAGCUGCUUAAGGAACAUUCCAUACUUAUGAUAGAUGAAAUCAAUGAUAUCCGAAUUAUUGGAGCCAUUACAGUAGUGAUUCUUCUGGGAAUCUCAGUGGCUGGAAUGGAGUGGGAAGCAAAGGCUCAGAUCGUCCUUCUGGUGAUCCUCCUCCUGGCCAUUGCCGACUUCGUCAUAGGAACAUUUAUCUCACUGGAGAGCAAGAAGCCCAAGGGUUUCUUUGGCUAUAAAUCUGAAAUAUUUAAUGAGAACUUUGGGCCGGACUUUCGAGAAGAAGAGACUUUCUUCUCUGUAUUUGCCAUCUUUUUUCCUGCUGCAACUGGCAUUCUAGCUGGAGCAAAUAUCUCAGGUGAUCUUGCAGAUCCUCAGUCAGCCAUACCCAAAGGAACACUCUUAGCCAUUUUGAUUACUACAGUGGUUUACAUAGGAAUUGCAGUGUCUGUAGGUUCCUGUGUUGUUCGGGAUGCCACUGGGAAUGUUAAUGACACCAUUACAACAGAGCUGACAAACUGUACGUCUGCAGCCUGCAAAUUAAACUUUGACUUUUCUUACUGUGAAAGCAAUACUUGUUCUUAUGGGCUAAUGAACAACUUUCAGGUGAUGAGCAUGGUGUCAGGAUUCGCACCCUUGAUCUCCGCAGGUAUCUUUUCAGCCACGCUCUCGUCAGCGCUAGCAUCUCUUGUGAGUGCUCCCAAAAUAUUUCAGGCUCUAUGUAAGGACAAUAUCUACCCAGCUUUCCAGAUGUUUGCUAAAGGUUAUGGGAAAAAUAAUGAACCUCUUCGUGGUUACAUCUUAACAUUUCUGAUUGCACUUGGAUUCAUCCUAAUUGCUGAAUUGAAUGUUAUUGCUCCAAUUAUCUCUAAUUUCUUCCUUGCAUCAUACGCCUUAAUCAACUUUUCAGUAUUUCAUGCAUCACUUGCAAAAUCUCCAGGAUGGCGUCCUGCAUUCAAAUACUACAACAUGUGGAUCUCCCUCAUUGGAGCAAUUCUUUGUUGCAUAGUGAUGUUUGUCAUUAACUGGUGGGCCGCACUGCUCACGUACGUGAUAGUUCUUGGGCUGUACAUUUAUGUUACGUACAAAAAACCAGAUGUGAACUGGGGGUCCUCCACACAAGCGCUGACGUACCUCAGUGCACUGCAGCACUCAAUCCGUCUUUCCGGGGUGGAGGACCAUGUGAAAAACUUCAGGCCACAGUGUCUUGUAAUGACAGGUUCUCCAAACUCACGGCCUGCUUUGCUUCAUCUUGUUCAUGACUUCACGAAAAAUGUUGGUUUAAUGAUCUGUGGCCAUGUGCAUAUGGGCCCCCGAAGACAAGCUAUGAAAGAGAUGUCCAUUGAUCAAGCCAGAUAUCAGCGAUGGCUCAUUAAAAACAAAAUGAAGGCUUUCUAUGCUCCAGUUCACGCAGACGACUUGCGAGAAGGUGCCCAAUACUUGAUGCAGGCUGCUGGACUUGGUCGUAUGAAACCAAAUACGCUUGUCCUCGGAUUUAAGAAAGAUUGGUUACAAGCAGAUAUGAGGGAUGUGGAUAUGUAUAUAAACUUAUUUCAUGAUGCUUUUGACAUACAGUUUGGAGUUGUGGUUAUCCGCCUAAAGGAAGGACUGGAUAUAUCACACCUCCAAGGACAAGAAGAAUUAUUAUCUUCACAAGAAAAAUCACCUGGUACCAAGGAUGUGGUAGUAAACGUGGACUACAGUAAAAAGUCAGAUCAAGACACUUGUAAAUCAUCUGGUGAAAAACCCAUUACACAGAAAGAUGAGGAAGAGGAUGGCAAGACUCCAACUCAGCCACUGUUGAAAAAAGAAUCCAAAGGCCCCAUUGCACCUUUAAAUGUAGCCGACCAAAAGCUUCUUGAAGCUAGCACACAGUUUCAGAAAAAGCAAGGGAAGAACACUAUAGAUGUCUGGUGGCUUUUUGAUGAUGGAGGUUUGACAUUGUUGAUACCCUAUCUUCUGACUACCAAGAAAAAGUGGAAAGAUUGUAAGAUCCGCGUAUUCAUUGGUGGAAAAAUAAACAGAAUAGACCAUGACCGGAGAGCGAUGGCUACUUUACUGAGUAAAUUCCGAAUAGACUUCUCUGAUAUCAUGGUCCUAGGAGAUAUCAACACCAAACCAAAAAAAGAACAUAUUGUUGCUUUUGAUGACAUGAUCGAGCAGUACAGGCUUCACGAAGAUGAUAAAGAGCAGGACAUUGCAGAUAAGAUGAAGGAAGAUGAGCCUUGGCGAAUCACAGAUAAUGAGCUUGAGCUUUAUAAGACUAAGACAUAUCGACAGAUCAGGUUAAAUGAAUUAUUAAAGGAGCAUUCAAGCACAGCUAAUAUUAUUGUCAUGAGUCUUCCAGUUGCACGGAAAGGCGCUGUGUCCAGUGCUCUCUACAUGGCUUGGUUAGAAGCUCUCUCAAAGGACUUGCCACCAAUCCUCCUAGUUCGUGGGAAUCAUCAGAGCGUCCUUACCUUCUACUCUUAACUCUUCUGCACCAUGGACUUCCUCUAAGAAUGGUACUUCAGUGCCUAGUCAAAGUGACUGAGUCGUCAGCAACACCGCAACGUUACAGUGGCGAACUGGGACAGUUUCAUCAUUAUUCGAAAGCACAUGGAAAGUUGCUCCAUUGAUAGAUCUAUGGAGACUUCAGUUUUAGUCUACUCCAGAUCUCAAUCUUAAUGACUGCUAAUUCUUUCUUGUUGGACUGAAGUUCAUGAGAGUAAAGUUUUCCUUUGCUACUUGAAAGCAAUAAGAGUGUGUUAUUUUUUGAUUGCUGAAAGGAGUACAAAAGCCUUUAGCCUUGAGGUGCCUUCUGAAAUUAACCAAAUUUCAUCCAUAGAUCUAUUGUCUUUUGUAAAUUUAUAGAAUGUUAAACUCUGCCUUCAGAUAUUAUUUUUAUUUUUAAUCUCUGUCAUCCUAAGUGGACACUGCUUUUCUCCUCCCAUCGACCAGUUAGUGUUGAGAACUGUGUGUUUUGUAUUACUUUUGUAAAAGUAUCUGUUAGAUACUGAAGAGGAUUGGGCAAGCUAAUAAAAUAUGUGGGGAAAGUAUCCAAAUAAUGGAGCCCAAGGUUAGGUUUAUAUGAAUAUAUAUACAUUUAGAGCUAGGAAAAAGAGGCUCAGACCACCAUUUCUGACUUUCAAUUAGAAUUCUGUAUUAUUUCUUUUAAAUCGCAGAGACGAGUGACGGAUCUACCCAGUACUUCAUGUAUAAUGCUAAGAAAGAAAAAAUAACAUUUUUUUUUUAAAGCAAAACCUUGAGAUCAUUUGUAUUAUUUUUAAAAGAUCUCUUUUAAUUUAGAAUUUUCUCUCAUGUGAGGGAUUUUUAAGACAUGCUAACAGGUGUUUUUUAGAGGAAAUUUAGACAAAGCAAUGCCAUUUAAUAGAACAUUUCAAUAAACACUAUGGGGAUUUCACUGUCCUAUGCCAUCCUUUAUUUAAAAAAAAAAAGAUUAAAAUUUUACCAGUGGUUAAAUGGACCACUGUUUUCUUAGUGAACUGGUUUUAGGUUUAAUUUAUUCAAGUUUAUUCAAGUUUAUUCAAGUAUCAAGUACAUUUAGUCUUAAUACACUCAGGUUUGAACAGAUUAUUCUGAUCAUUGAAAUUUAAUCCAUUCUUAAUACUUUAAAACUUGUGUUAAAGAAAACUGCCAGUUUGUGUGUUUGACCUUGUGUUCUGCUAAUGCACUCGACAGUGCGCAUGUGCUGCCUGAAAACUUUAUAUACAGACAGACAGUGCGCAUGUGCGGGUGUGCUAUCCUGAAAGCUUUAUAUACUGUUAAUGUGAAGUUUCUCAGUUUUCAAGGAAGGAUUUUCUAAAAACAUUUCAAGGGAUUCAUGUCUACAUGUCUGUCUGUUAUGCAUACACAGGUGCAUAUGUGUAUAUGUAAUGCAAUUUAUGUUGCCAGUGUUUCAGAUUUUAAAGUGAUCAUAAUUUGGUAGCUUACAGAUUUUUUUUUUGUUGUUGUUAUUGUUUUAGGUUUUUUGUUUUUUUUUUAAGUAAACAUUCAAGUCGUUACAGAUUUCAUGGAGGACAAAGACAAUUUGAAAACCUAGUAUAACUUCAUACAGUUAUCCAGUUAGGUCAAGGGCUGACAAGUAGAUAGUCUGUAGGUUUUGAUGGGGAACAUACGUACACAGGCUUUAAUCAUCUUAAGGGGAAUGUCAGAAAAGCAUCCUCAGUAGCGUGGCAUUUGUGCUGCGUGAAUGCAGAGUGAGCCAAUACCAGCCGGAAAUCUCGUUUCCAUUCAGAAUAGUAAGAAAACAAGUUUAAGUUUUUCCUACAUUAUAAUACAAUAUCAUUCCAUUUAUUAUAAAUUUUGCAGAGUUUAGGGCAGUAUAGAACAGUCACAUUAGGAAACCAUAUCAUGCAUGAAUUUUCUGAAUGGAAGCUAGGGCCGUCAUCCUGAAAUGUACACAGGUAUGUAUGUUACCUGCCUUUUACUUUUAAAGGGUUUUCCCCCAUUCAGGAAACUUCAUUGUGAUCUAUACUACAGCAAGUAAAUGUCAUACAUCGUACACAUGUGUUUAAAGUUCACAACAUGGAUCUCGAUGCACCUAACAGGGAGGGUGAUACUGUUUGUGAAAUAAUGUCAGCAGCUUUCCACUUUUAAAAACUACACUAGGGUGGCUAACACUGGCUGCCACAUCAGACAUUCUCAAGGUUGCAGUAGUACUCUAAAGUGAAAAUUCUCAACGAUUAAUUCUUAGAGAUGCUAGCUAGUAUUAAAGCUAUUUUUAUUUUAUGCCGAGUUUUGAUUAUUUUGAUGCCAAAUUAAUCUUUUAGUCCUAAUCAUUGAAAAUAACUUAAAAAUAAUUGUGCAGUGGCCUUUGAGCUCAUUAUUAUGAUAGGUAAGAAAUUGAGUGGGUUCAAAGAGAACGCAGGUAUUGAUUAUUAACAGGUAACUAAAUCAGAUAUUUAUUUGUUACAUCUUUUCCUUUGUGCUUUAAGUUUUCCUCUACACUCUUUUCAUAUAUGCUUUCUGACAUGUGUGUAUGUGUGUGUGUGGUUUUUUUUUUUUAAGACCAUGGAAAUAAUUUAAAGAGUUGAGCUCUGGUGAUUAUCCGCUAAGUUUGAAAAUGUAAUAUUUUGAUAAUACUGUACUGUUCUGUACACAGAUGCUUUUGUAACGUCUUAACCCUGAGCAUUGCAGUUGCUGCUUUGUACAGAAGUUACUGCAAUAAAGGAAGUGGAGUCAUUAAAACUUUAAUACCUA
This is a messenger RNA of Mastomys coucha (southern multimammate mouse), 6571 nucleotides long. It is a transcript of the gene Slc12a2, whose product is annotated as solute carrier family 12 member 2. Gene Ontology annotation, biological process: sodium ion homeostasis; potassium ion homeostasis; cell volume homeostasis. Bases 236 to 3841 code for a protein of 1201 amino acids. Gene Ontology annotation, molecular function: sodium:potassium:chloride symporter activity; ammonium channel activity. The record is from RefSeq and is a predicted model, not a curated record. NCBI's taxonomy places the organism in Eukaryota, Metazoa, Chordata, Mammalia, Rodentia, Muridae. Gene Ontology annotation, cellular component: membrane. The transcript has 27 exons.